AUGGGUAGUGUUUACUUGGAAGAAUUAGAAAUAAGAAUGGAUGCGGCCAACUUUUCUAUUUGUACUUUGGUCUUGAAUGACGAAAGGCCUCAGUUUGCUCCUGUGGAUCAUGCCAUUAGCAAAGAUGUUGCAAUUCCUCAAAUAGAUUAUAAGUUCGCCAAAGUUGAAGAUAACCAAAUUGCAAUUACAUCAGACGAUUCAUCUAAAAAUAACUCCAAGGUGGAUGAUAAUUGA
This is a messenger RNA of Ascoidea rubescens DSM 1968, 234 nucleotides long. RefSeq lists its product as uncharacterized. The transcript has 2 exons. NCBI's taxonomy places the organism in Eukaryota, Fungi, Ascomycota, Saccharomycetes, Ascoideales, Ascoideaceae. The record is from RefSeq and is a predicted model, not a curated record. The coding region runs from base 1 to 234 and encodes 77 amino acids.